Closterium sp. NIES-65 is the source of this 1242-nucleotide messenger RNA. The record is from the annotation of a GenBank genome assembly. Lineage: Eukaryota; Viridiplantae; Streptophyta; Zygnematophyceae; Desmidiales; Closteriaceae.
AUGGACAUGGACGUGGACGUGGACGUGGACAUGGACGUGGACAUGGACGUGGACGUGGACGUGGACGCGGACCUGGACGCGGACAUGGACGUGGACAUGGACGUGGACAUAGACGUGGACGUGGACGUGGACGUGGACGUGGACAUGGACGUGGACGUGGACGUGGACAUGGACGUGGACGUGGACGUGGACGUGGACGUAGACGUAGACGUGGACGUGGACGUGGACGUGGUCGUGGACGUGGACGUGGACAUGGACGUGGACGUGGACAUGGACGUGGACGUGGACAUGGACGACAUGGACGUAGACAUGGUCGUGGACGUGGACAUGGACAUGGUCGUGGACGUGGACAUGGACGUAGACGUGGACGGGGACAUGGACGUGGACGUGGUCGUGGACGUGGACGUGGACGUGGACAUGGACGUGGACGUGGACAUGGACAUGGACGUGGAGGUGGACGUGGACGUUGACGUGGACGUGGACGUGGACGUGGACCUGUACGUGGACGUGGACGUGGACGUGGACGUGGACGUAGACGUGGACGUGGACGUGGACGUGGACGUGAACAUGGAGGUGGACAUGGACGUGGACGUGGACAUGGACGUGGACGUGGACGUGGACGUGGACAUAGACGUGGACGUGGACAUGGAGGUGGACAUGGACGUGGACAUGGACGUGGACGUGGACGUGGACGUGGACGUGGACGUGGACGUGGACAUGGAUAUGAACAUGGACGUGGACAUGGACGUGGACGUGGACAUGGACGUGGACGUGGACAUGGACGUCGACAUAGACGUGGACGUGGACAUGGACGUGGACGUGGACAUGGACAUGGACGUGGACGUGGACUUGGACAUGGACAUGGACGUGGACGUGGACGUGGACGUGGACGUGGACAAUGACGUGGACGUGGACGUGGACGUGGACGUGGUCGUGGACGUGGACGUGGAUGUGGACAUGGUCGUGGACGUCGACAUAGACGUGGAGGACAUGGACGUGGACAUGGACGUAGACGUGGACGUGGACAUGGACGUCGACAUAGACGUGGACAUGGACGUGGAGGACUUGGACGUGGACAUGGAAGUGAACGUGGACGUGGACGUGGACGAAGACGUAGUCGUGGACGUGGACGUGGACGUGGACGUGGAGGUGGACGUGGACGUGGACGUGGACGUGGACGUGGACGUGGACGUGGACGUGGACGUGGACUGGACGUGGACGUGGACGUGGACGUGGACCUAG